Psammomys obesus (fat sand rat) is the source of this 2723-nucleotide messenger RNA. RefSeq names its product RNA binding motif protein 28 (gene Rbm28). The transcript has 19 exons. The record is from RefSeq and is a predicted model, not a curated record. Lineage: Eukaryota; Metazoa; Chordata; Mammalia; Rodentia; Muridae. Gene Ontology annotation, molecular function: RNA binding. The coding region runs from base 77 to 2356 and encodes 759 amino acids.
UCCGGCCGGAGCUCAACCCUGGGCUUGCUCGCGCUCGUGCGGUUCUCUCGUGGCCUCGCAGGCGUUUCCGGGUCUCAUGGCCGGUCUGACUCUCUUUGUGGGCCGUCUCCCGCCCUCGGCUCGCAGUGAGCAGCUGGAAGAGCUGUUCAGUCAGGUGGGUCCGGUGAAGCAGUGCUUCGUGGUGACUGAGAAAGGGAGUAAGGUGUGCCGAGGCUUUGGCUAUGUUACAUUCUCCAUGCUGGAAGAUGUUCAGAGGGCUGUCAAGGAGAUCACUACCUUUGAAGGUUGCAAGAUCAACGUGACUGUUGCCAAGAAAAAACUGAAGAACAAGUCCAAAGAAAAGAGGAAAAAUGAAAAUUCAGAGUCUCCAAAGAAGGAACCAAAGCCCAAAAAAGCCAAAGUGGCAGAUAAGAAAGCCAGAUUAAUUAUCCGGAACCUCAGCUUCAAGUGUUCAGAAGCUGACUUGAAAGCAGUAUUUGCUCACUUUGGAACUGUUCUGGAAGUGAAUAUCCCAAGGAAGCCAGAUGGAAAGAUGCGUGGUUUUGCUUUUGUUCAGUUCAAAAACCUCCUUGAAGCAGGAAAAGCGCUCAAAGGCAUGAAUAUGAAAGAGAUAAAAGGACGGACUGUGGCUGUGGACUGGGCUGUGGCAAAGGACAAAUACAAAGAUACCCAGCCUGCUUCUGCCCCAGGUGGAAAGAAAAGCAGUGAGCAGAAGCAUCAGGAAUCAGGUAAAAAGAAUGGCAAGGUGGAAGAAGAAGAAAAAGAAGAAGAGGAGGAGGAGGAGGAGGAGGAAGGUGGUGAUGAUGAUGAAGAUGAUAAUGAUAAUGAUGAGGAGAGAAGUAGAAAAUCAACAGUGACCAGGCAUGUGAAAAGUCAGAAGGGAGCAGUCAAGAGAGCAGAUCCUGAGGAAAGCUCCGAGGAAGAACAUUCUGAGGACAGUGACCUGGAGGAGGGAGGCAGCAGCGAUGAUGAAGGAGCAGUGCAGAGUGACAGCAGUGCUGAAGAACAGGAGGAGGAAGAUGUUCCAGUGUCAAAGAAAAAGAAGAGGAAGUUACCCUCAGAUGUGAACGAAGGGAAAACUGUUUUCAUCAGAAACCUUUCGUUUGACUCAGAAGAAGAGGAGCUUGGGGAAAUCCUCCAGCAAUUUGGCGAUCUUAAGUAUGUGCGAAUAGUCUUGCACCCAGACACCGAGCAUUCUAAAGGCUGUGCAUUUGCACAGUUCAUGACUCAGGAAGCAGCUCAGAAAUGCCUUGCAGCUGCCUCUCCAGAAGCUGAGGGUGGUGGGCUUAAACUGGACGGCCGGCAGCUCAAGGUUGACUUGGCUGUGACCCGUGAUGAGGCAGCAAAGCUUCAGACAAAGAAGGUGAAGAAGCCAACAGGAACACGGAACCUCUAUCUGGCCCGCGAAGGCUUGAUCCGUGCUGGGACGAAGGCUGCCGAGGGUGUGAGCGCUGCAGACAUGGCCAAACGCGAGCGGUUUGAGCUGCUGAAACACCAGAAACUCAAGAAUCAGAAUAUCUUUGUCUCCCAGACCAGGCUUUGCCUGCACAACCUCCCAAAGGCCGUGGAUGAUAAACAGCUAAGAAAGCUGCUGCUGGCUGCCACGAGAGGAGAGACGGGGGUUUGCAUUAAGGAGUGUAGAGUGAUGCGGGACCUUAAAGCCGUCAAUGGAAAGAUGAAGGGCCAGUCCUUGGGCUAUGCCUUCGCAGAGUUUCAGAAGCAUGAGCACGCCCUCAGAGCCCUCCGCCACAUCAACAACAACCCGGAAAUCUUUGGGCCUCAGAAGAGACCGAUCGUGGAGUUCUCUUUAGAAGACCGAAGGAAGCUUAGAGUGAAGGAGCUGAGGAUGCAGCGCAGCCUGCAAAAGAUGGGCUCUAAGCCUGGAACCAGUAAGCCCCAAAAGAAGCAAGAAGAGCUUGGCAAGGAGCAACAGCGAGCAGCUCAGAGCGCUACGCAGGAGCAAAGUAAGGCUUCUGGGGAGCAGAAAGGGAAGGCCGGCCCCACAUCGUGGGCAGGAUUCCAGACCAAGGCUGAAGUGGAGCACGUGGAGCUGCCUGAUGGGAAGAAGAGAAGAAAGGUCCUGGCACUCCCUUCACACCGAGGCCCCAAAAUUAGGCUGCGGGACAAAGGCAAGGUGAAGUCCCUUCCUUCUAAGAAGCCGAAGGUCCAGACAGGCCAGCGGAAGCAAAGGCAGCAGCAACGGUUAGCUUCCUCCCUGCAGGCCCCUAAGAAAAAAGCUAAGGAAAAUAAGGCAGAAGCCCACUUCAACCGGCUGGUCGAACAAUAUAAGCAGAAGCUGUUGGGCCCUUCUAAAGGAGCACCCCUUAUGAAGAGAAGCAAAUGGUUCGAUAGCUGAUGCCACCUGCAGACUGUAAGAAAGCCAUGCUUUUCGCUAAAGGAAAGAGGAUCCCAGCUGAUAGCCCCCGCUGCUGUCUCUGUGGGUUGUGUACAUUCUUGUCCCUUCUCCAGUGUGGGGUUGGGUAGCACAAAGGAACACCUGAAAAGCACUAUGGCUUCUUCCAACAUGCCCAUGUUGCUGCUGAAGCUGUGUGUGUAAUUGCAGCUCACUUCUGUUCUCUUCUCAAAUGGAAACUACUGUCGCAAAGUGUUUUGGGUACUGAAUUUGAAAGGUGCCUAUUUUGUUAUGGAGUCUGUAAAUGAGGAACUGUAACUUUUUGGAAGGGUCUCGUUUUUUAAUAUGCAAAAAUACAUUAUUUAUAAGG